Molecule: messenger RNA, 3500 nt
Organism: Polyodon spathula (Mississippi paddlefish)
Lineage: Eukaryota; Metazoa; Chordata; Actinopteri; Acipenseriformes; Polyodontidae
Product: epsin-3-like
Exons: 10
Coding region: 516-2486 (656 amino acids)
Biological process (GO): endocytosis
Cellular component (GO): endosome; clathrin vesicle coat; plasma membrane
Molecular function (GO): clathrin binding; phospholipid binding
Source: RefSeq, a predicted model, not a curated record
CUCUCUUUUCUCUGGCUGUGCAACUACCGUGUGGAAUUUUGCUCUCUCCCUUCCUUCUCUCUCUCUCUCUUCAGCAGCUCCAAGCUAUGUUUCUGUUUCAGUGACACGUACUAAAGACAACUUUUUGCAGGCAGCAAACGUGGCGGUUUAAUCGUUCAAAACAUAUUCAACUGGAAACGGGACUAGAGCUGUGUCUUGAAGGCCCUGUGGGUGGAGAAUAUAACCAUACAUUUUACUGGACCUACGGGUGAAAAAAAGAUUGCAAUGGGGAUGAUGAUGGUCAUAAAGUUGCCAAUGGAAUGAUCAGCCUCGCUGAAUAGCAAUGCUUAGGUAUCUGGAAUAAUAGACACCCCCCCCCCCCAUGCUAAGGACGUCUUUUAAAAUAUACCAAAUACUGCAAUCUAACGCACCUCCCAAAACACCCUAAGGGAAGGAAAUCCCAUUUAAAUCUGACAAAAAAAAAACAAGCAAACUUUUGGCUUCUUUCGGAGCAAGCAGCAGCAGCAGCCGACAGCAUGACGACCUCGGCACUGCGACGGCAGGUCAAGAAUAUUGUCCACAACUACUCAGAAGCAGAGAUCAAGGUGCGGGAGGCCACCUCCAAUGACCCGUGGGGACCGUCCAGCUCCCUUAUGUCCGAGAUCGGCGACCUGACCUUCAACGUGGUGGCCUUCACCGAGGUCAUGGGCAUGAUCUGGAAGCGGCUCAACGAUCACGGCAAGAACUGGCGCCACGUCUACAAAGCCCUGACCCUGCUGGACUACCUCAUCAAGACCGGCUCUGACAAGGUGGCCCACCAGUGCAAGGAGAACGUCUUCACCAUCCAGACCCUCAAGGACUUCCAGUUCAUAGACCGCGAUGGCAAGGAUCAGGGCAUCAACGUGCGGGAGAAGGCCAAGCAGCUGGUGGCCCUGAUGCGCGAUGAGGAGAGACUCAAGCAAGAACGUGCCAACGCUCUCAAGACCAAGGAGCGCAUGUCCACCGUGGCCACCGGGAUCAGUAGCAGCAGUAGCCAACAGGUCAGCUACCCCAGCCGCCGCUCCAGCCAGCCCACCAUGUCCUCGCUGUACGGAGAAGAGUUCGGAAGGUCACGGGGUUCCCCUUCAUCUUAUAACUCCUCAUCCUCUUCACCGCAUUUGAACUCUGACCUGGAGCAGGCCCGCCCCCAGACCAGUGGAGAGGAGGAGCUACAGCUGCAGUUGGCGUUGGCCAUGAGCCGAGAGGAGUGUGAAAAGCCACAGCUGCAACCACGUUCACUGGCAGUUGAAAUCGAUGAAGACACCGAGCUGCAGGUUGCUCUGAGCCUCAGUAAGGAGCAGCACGAGAAGGACCAGCGCUCAAGGGAAGGCGAUCACUCUCUGCUGCAGAAGGCCUUAGAGGAGAGCCGGCUGGAGAGUGAGGACACUACUCCUCAGGGAGAGUCUGCCCUGCUCGACCUAGUGGACAUUUUCGGCCCAGUGUCUUCAGCACCCCCUGCUGGAGACCCAUGGGAUAUCACUGGGACUGACGGCAACAACCCCUGGUCUGAGCCCCAGACCAGCCCCUCACCCCCAGCUUUGCCUGCUACUGACCCCUGGGACACUGUCGAUGUGAAACCAGGCACUCCGGCUACAGGCAGCUGGUCAGACUUGACGACAGCAGUGUCCAGAGCCCCAUCGCCACCCUGGCCCUCCAAACCCUGGGGCUUCGACCAGCCCCAUGCUGACCCCUGGGAGACUCCAGCCAGCCCCACUCCCAAUGACCCCUGGGGUCACACAGCAGAUGGCCCCACGUUUGACCCCUUUGCAGAGACGUCUGAGGCCGGUGAAGAGGAAGCUAGAGAGCUCAAUGGGGCCCAUGCUCCUUCCACCACAGAGCUGGACCUGUUUAGUGAGAUGUUCCCCAGCACCCAGAUUAAUGGAACAUCUAGCCCAGACACAUUGGACCUGAAGCGGCUGGGAGACUCGCUGGCAGAAUCCAGCCUGAGGAACUGCAGAACUCCCGAGUCCUUCCUGGACCCCAGCGCGGCCUCCCUCGUCAACCUGGACUCCCUCAUCCCUGCCGGAGCGCCUGUGAGCAAAAACCCCUUCCUGUCAGAAAGGCCCCAGGGCAGAGUGCAGGAAAUGGGCAAGCCCUGCUACACUCCAGUGACUAAUGGGGUGCACAGAGAGCAACACAGCAGGUUUAUCACAGGGGGUCUGAGCGCCCCAUCUCCCACUAACCCUUUCCACUGCGAGCAGCCUCGCCUCACCCUCAAUCAGAUGCGUACUCCGUCGGCCUCCCCCCAGCCAGGCUCCCUGUCCUACAGCACCUCCCUCCCCCUGCCACUAAGCAGUCUGCCUGCGGCCAUGAGCCUGCCCUCCUCCCUCACCCAGCCGCCAGCCUCGGGAGCGCCCGCCUUCGCUUCUCCAGCGUGUCUCCUAGACAUCCCUGGCAACCUGCCUCAGCCCCUGCUGCCCAUGGCCCCACAGCAGCCUGGGGCCUCCGGCAGAAACCCCUUCCUAUGAACUGGCCUUGAGGCUUGACUUUACUGACCUGGGAUGAAUCGAUUUCCCGUCUGGACAAUCACGCAGCUUGGAGUUUUAUUUAUUUUAUUUUUGGGCAUUCUAACAAGGCACUCUACAAAGAACGCACAAGGUAAGCCAGCCCCUGCUCCCCCUCCAACUCUAGCCAGUCGCCCACCCCUGACAUAUUUCUAAUGAGGGUAUUUUAGGGCGGGGGCAUUCAUUCUCAGCGCUCUCCCUGUGUAACUCGUCGUUAUUUUAAUAGGCAGAAAAGGCUGCACAUCAGAAUGAUGUGGAGUUAUUUAUUUCAACUUCAGCUUCCUAAUGUAGCUGGCACUAUACUGAGCCGUGCAAUUCAACACACUGUGUCACAUUUCAAUGUGGCAGUCAUUACAGGGACCUUCAGAUCCUCCUUCAUCAGAUAAUCAGUUGGGUCCAGAAGGUUGACAGAACUGCAGCUGGUACUUUUAGUAUUGACCUGUAACAGGAAAGUGCUGCAAGCCUAGACUAAUGGCUAAAAGUGUUCCGGGGAGCUCCUUUUGACUGGAAACUCUGAAUUAUGUCCAUUCACUGGUUGUGGACUGUGCUUGACAAGGCAAGGCUGUCUUUGUUUUAGAAAGUCCCAGUUCACGCUCUGUCAGCAGUCCAGAAGGUUUUGGAUGUAAAUGACGCAAGAAACAGUUUGCCUGUAACUGUAAAAUGACCCGUAUCUUAAACAAAUAAUAUAUCAAUAAACAAAAGACUGUACAUGCACAAAUACAAUUUGGCAAUAAAUUAUCAAAAGGUUGUAUUCUAUGUUUUUGUAUGCCUUGUUUUAGAUCUGCAUUUUUCUCCCACAAACAGCAGGAAUGGAGCCUGUUUUUCAAAACCACCACCAGGUGGUGUCAGGUAACAGUGUGACACAAUAUUCAAGAAUUUUGUGAAAUCUUUUUAAAAUCAAUCAUUUAACUAAAUAUACGUUGUAGGUGGAUUUAAUGAUCGAAUAAUGAAUAUAUUAAAAAGCUAGAUAAAAUGAAA